This is a messenger RNA of Symbiodinium necroappetens, 666 nucleotides long. The record is from the annotation of a GenBank genome assembly. NCBI's taxonomy places the organism in Eukaryota, Dinophyceae, Suessiales, Symbiodiniaceae.
AUGACCUAUGGCGUGAAACUGCGAGUGGGCGGCGACUUCGCCUGCUUUUCGCGGCCCGAGUUGAAGGUGGAGCGCGUCUCCUACGACGUCAUCACGCCCUCGGCCGCGCGCGGCAUCAUCGAGGCUAUCCAUUGGAAGCCGGCGAUCCGCUGGAUCGUGCGGCGCAUUCACGUCCUGAAGCCGAUCCGCUUCACCUCGAUCCGCCGCAACGAGGUGGGGCAGAAGGCCUCGGUGCCGGUGAUCAGGCGCGCCAUGAAGGCGGGGACGACGGCGGGCCUCGGUCUCGUUGCCGACGCGCAUCGUCAGCAGCGCGCCGCGAGCGUGCUGGUCGAUGUCGACUACGUCAUCGAGGCCGAGUUCGCGAUGACGGCGCGGGCGGGGCCGGACGACAACCCCGGCAAGCACCUCGACAGCUUCAACAGACGCGCGCGCAAAGGCCAGUGCUUCCACCGGCCCUGCCUCGGUGCCCGCGAGUUCGAUGCGCGCUUCCGCCUCGUCGAGCCGGACGAGCCCUUGCCCGCGGCGAUCCCGGAGGACCGCUCGCUCGGCCUGAUGCUCUACGACAUCGACCACGACGGCGACCGGAGCUCCUUGUUCUUCCGUGCGGAGAUGCGCCAGGGCGUCAUCGAGGUGCCGCAUCCGGACUCGCCGGAGGUGUUGAGAUGA